Molecule: messenger RNA, 1421 nt
Organism: Daphnia pulicaria
Lineage: Eukaryota; Metazoa; Arthropoda; Branchiopoda; Diplostraca; Daphniidae
Product: serine/threonine-protein kinase/endoribonuclease IRE1-like
Exons: 3
Coding region: 304-1218 (304 amino acids)
Biological process (GO): IRE1-mediated unfolded protein response; intrinsic apoptotic signaling pathway in response to endoplasmic reticulum stress; protein phosphorylation
Cellular component (GO): IRE1-TRAF2-ASK1 complex
Molecular function (GO): ATP binding; RNA endonuclease activity; protein serine/threonine kinase activity
Source: RefSeq, a predicted model, not a curated record
UUUAACUAACGAAUGACCAUUUCGCAAGGCUUUUUCUUAAUGAAAUAAAAAAUAUUUAUUUGCUGUAAAAAAAUUGAUCCUUCCCUGCAUUUUGCAAAUGUGACAACGCUGUCAUGCUCGUAGCCACUUGUUUUGUUUAUUUUCUUAUCACUUGAAAUUAAUUUUCUUCGUCAACUUGAAAUUCAAAAAAAGUAUCGCAUAUUUUCUUAUCUAAGUAUUAUUAGCUAUUGUUCAUACAGCCAGCAGUUGCGCAGCACAUAUUAAAGUGAUUUCCCCUUCUUUGGAGCCUUCUUUCAAAGUAAAAUGGAGUAUGGCGGUAAGUCAGUUACAUUCGAUAGGAAAGCCGUGUUGGGUAAAGGAGCUACUGCUGUCGUUUUCUCUGGCACAUGGGGCAACCAAAAUGUCGCUAUCAAAAGAGGUGAAUUGCCCAAAUUCAACGUUCGUGAGGAAAGCACCAUGAAAGCCAUUGGGCAUCAUGAAAAUGUCAUCGAUUGUUUUGGCAUUUUGAAAGACUGUGAUUUCAUAUACAUCAUUUUAGAAUUGUGUGAUGCUACAGUGGAACAAUAUUGCCAAGGAAGUUACAAAGGAAUUGUACCUCCUGAUUAUCAAGCCCUUUACCAGAUGGCGGAUGGACUACACUUCAUUCACUCAAAGAACCUUGCCCAUCGCGAUAUAAGCACAAGCAACGUGCUUAUCAAGUUAACUGGUGACAAGGUCGUGCUGAAAAUAGCUGAUUUCGGGGUUUGUAAAAUUGCUUCCAAUAGCGGCAGCCUGUCGAUGAGUGGUGAUGGAUGCAAAGGAACACUCCCUUUUAUUGCUCCCGAGCUGCUCAAACAGAUGCAAGAUGAUAACUAUCAAGAAUCAAAUGAAAAUGGAGUAAGAGGGCACACCAGCAACGACAUUUUCUCCUUGGGUUGCGUAUUUUACCGAUUUCUCACUAAAGAUGGACAUCCCUUUAUAAAAGGCGCGGUGAAACUGUGUUAUCUCACAAUAAAUAAUCGGAUUAAAUCGAAUAUUCUCGAUAACAAACAAUCUUUGGAACGCUUGAGUGAGGAGCAAGCUUUUGCCAAAGCUUUGAUAGUAAAAAUGAUUGAUCCGGAAAAAGAAAAAAGACCCCAACUGGAAGCGGUAAAAGAAGAAUUGUAUUCACAUUUAAAUAGCAUAGAUCUGCAGUCAAACUGUACUCCUUCUGUUCCAUACUUAGUUGAAGGUGUUUAAAUACGCCAUCACAUAUGUUCAGUUCUUUAUGAUGGGCUAAAGUCGCAAUUGUUCAUUGUUUCAAAUGUUUAGGAAAAUGCUGGUUUGGUAAACUAAUAUCUUUUUGUUUUUGGCAAAUUUUCUAGUAUAACAUUUUUUUUCCUUCAAUAUAGUCAUGCUGUCAUGGCAAAAAAGAAGUUCACGUAUUACAAAUUUACAAUCUU